Messenger RNA from Marasmius oreades (fairy-ring Marasmius), 921 nucleotides. RefSeq lists its product as uncharacterized. Bases 1 to 921 code for a protein of 306 amino acids. The transcript is spliced from 6 exons. The record is from RefSeq and is a predicted model, not a curated record. Lineage: Eukaryota; Fungi; Basidiomycota; Agaricomycetes; Agaricales; Marasmiaceae.
AUGCCAUUCAAUAGAGAAGGUGAUACAUAUGUCAUGGACAUAAUUCAAGACCUGAGACAGCUAUUGAAAGCAAGACUCAGUCCUAAUAGACCCAUCAUCUUUUCAACAUUAACAAACUCCACGAUUGCAGCUGGCAGUAUAUUGUGGAGGAAAGGGUAUGGCUUGAAUUGCCUAGAGGAUAUGUUGCGGAUCGCAGAUGGAAGAACAAGAUUCACUCUAGUCAACAACUCUAGAGAUUUCCAGUUCUGUUUACUGGCUACUGCAACAUGGGAUUACCUUGCCUGGCUCUCACAGGCUUUGAGCAUUUUUCAAAAACUUGGAAUCUCAUUAAAUGAGGAUCUUUCUCAAUACCAGGGCAUAUAUCCAUACAUUAAAUUGUCUGGAAAAAUAGAUGGUUCUGAGUUUAUGCAACAUCUCAGAGAUGUUUCACCCAUCUAUCUUUUUGUCCUUCCGAUUUAUUCCACAGCUGCAUCCAAUCACUUUUGGUCCUAUGAUAAGAAUGGUCAAACUGAAAUUUCAAAUCAAGAAUGUGAACAUCUAGGUCUUCCCUGCAAGCUCAAAAAAAUUUCCUAUUCUGCUCAUGCCUAUUCAUGGCCCACCAAAGUGUACAAAGACAUUCACAAGUGGCAAGUUCUUCGAGGAUUUGACCCAACCACAACCAGUUUUGCUCACCACCUUGGAUAUCCUGCUCAAUUUGAGGUCAUCCACUGGAAAUCAAAGUGUUUCAAGGAAGGGGAAAGGCUUGACAAUAAUGAGGACCUUGCAAUCGACCAGCUGUUUUAUGAUGCUAAUCCUCAAGUUGAAGAUUUAUUGAUAGAGAUCACACCCCGAUUAGAGAGCCAGCAAGUUUUACUUUGGUUGACUCUCAAAGCUUUCUUGUCCACAUACAUCACGAUGUGGAUUGAGAGAUUCUCACUUUAG